Molecule: messenger RNA, 3366 nt
Organism: Rhipicephalus microplus (southern cattle tick)
Lineage: Eukaryota; Metazoa; Arthropoda; Arachnida; Ixodida; Ixodidae
Molecular function (GO): sequence-specific DNA binding
Source: RefSeq, a predicted model, not a curated record
CCUGUUCUGUGGGUGCGCUUGCUGCACUUGCCUAGUCACAGAGCUAUAACAGAGCCUAGUUUCUUGUAAGCAUUAAGCAACGUUAGCGAUUUGACUACCUUGACUUUUAUUAAGAUGAGAACACGGGGGAAAGUAACCAUUAUACCACGCCAUUGUUGGGCUCUGAACUGUAAAAAUUCUAUGGAUAAUAAUCCAAGUUUGCAAUUUUUUACCUUCCCAAGAGAUCGAUUUCUGUCAACUCAGUGGUGCGUGAACAGUGGUCACGAUAACCUGUCUGAGUGCGCUCGUCAAUCUCUGCGUCGGCGUGGAGCUCUCCUUUGCGAAAAACACUUUCGGCAAUCCCAGUUCAUGGCUCCUAAAGAUGGGAAUGACGUGAACGCGCCCAAGCAGCUUCUUUGGAACGCCAUUCCAACGCUGUUUCCUUUGCCCUUGGAGCCCGAGGCAUCGGUCGGGAAACAAAGCAAGGCAGCACCCCAGGAAGCUGGAAGUGGUGAGGAAAGAAAACAAGAAAAUGUGGAAGACUAUGAAAUGGCUGCUCUGCCUACAUUUGGAAGAGAAAGGCUGGUGGGCAUUGUCAAGAAGCAGUGGCACGAAAUAAAGCGCCUCCGAGUGAAUGUGCGUCAUUUAGAACGAGCGGUGGCCUCAAAUCAUCUCCAGGAUGAAACUUAUAUACUCGACUUGCUGCAGCGCCACCUUGAUGGCCGGCUUCUUGAUCGUGUGGUUGACAUAAUUGUUGGAGACAUUGAGUGACAUGAUUCAUGAUGGUUACAUAAUUGUUGGAAAGGUUCACAGAUGCAGGACCAUGGUCCUGCAUCUGUGAACACAUGAGAUCUCUAGUUUCUGUUUAUUUUUAAUCCUAAACAGGAUUACAGUGCCUUUAUAUUUAAAAAAAAUAGCGAAAGCAUCAAAUUCUUUAUGGUCUUUGAUUGCAUGGGUUCUUGCAUUAUUUUGACUAUAACUUUCUGCAUGUGAUGCCAUAUUUGUGUAAUUUCAGUAUAUUUAAGGUGCAUUCAAUGCGUAUCAACGUUGAUAUUACAUAUAUUGUAGCACAACGAAAUACUUUGCAUUUUCAGCUUGUGUAUUUGCUCUUUGCCCGAUUUCUAACCUUGACUGCUUCCCUUUUUUUCUGCACUCUUGUACCAUUGCUUUUUUCGGGUUUCAUGCUUUGUUUUCUUUUUCAUGUUAUUUGUGUAAUAAAAGCGCACAUUUACUAAGGUUUAGAGAUUUUCGUGGGAACUUUUCAAAAGUGAAUAGAUGUGUGAAUGAAUGAUUGAUUUGAGUGACUACUAUGUGAUAUUUUGUCUUUAUGUAUUAUUGAGUUAAAGCUACAUAAGUGUAAAUUAAAGGGCUCGUUUUGUUUUUUAGACAAUAUAAUGAGAAAAAAAACAGACAGUGAUACCAGGGAAAGUAUAGGGCUUGUUAUUAGAAGUAAUUGUAAUGUAAAUGUGAAGAAAGAAAAGGGGAUGAAAAGAUAACUUGCCACUGGCAGGAUCUUAACCUGUGACUUUUGAAUAAUGCGCCCGAUGUUCUACCACUGAGCUAUAGUGGCGGUCGUCCCUCAUUCCACUUUAUAAGGUUUAUAUGUAUUUAAACAUGGGAGUUUCAGUCAGCGCAACCUGAUGACACUGCGGCAAAUCUGGAACACCCUUAUUGCUUGUUGUGGCAUCACGUAGUAUGUUAUCUUGUUACCAGAUUGCAGCUGACUGAAUCUUCCACAGUUAAAUGCACAUAUAAAUUCUAUAAAGUGGACAGAGGGGUGACCGCCAUCAUAGUUCAGUGGUAGAACAUCGGGUGCGUUAUUCAAAGGUCACAGGUUCCGAUCCUGCCAGUGGCAAGUUAUCUUUUCGUCCACUUUUCUUCACAUUUACAUUACAAUUACUUUUAAUAACAAGCCUUACUCUUUCUAUCACAUUAUUUAUUGUCUAUUUGUUCUCAUUGAUAUUAUAGCUAUAGAAGUAGUAAUAUUUAUGCAUACUAUUAUCUCCCUUUCUUUAUUUGUCUAGUAAUUUUCCUCCCCGUACAUGUAAAGCAGCAAACUAGAUAUUUGUUCUGGUUAAGCUAAAUGCUUUUUUUUUUGUCUUCCCCCAUAUGGUUGGUCGCUACAGCUGGUAGGCUAAAGUACUUGUUACCCUCAAGUUAUUUGGCAAAUGGUUGCAAUACCAGCAUGUAUGCAUUGUUCCUUGACUGAUGCUUUUCCAAGAUGGGAAAUAUUGGUAUUGCUAAACAGAAAGGUAAGGGUGCAAGGCACCUAACGUGCCCAGGGGGAUGGUUAAGAAUUUCCGUUAUUCCCGAGUAAUGGUGCCAUGGCUUUAUACUCCGCAAUGAAACUUACAUUUGUCAUAAUAUUGUUUGUACAUGUUUGUACUAUUAUAUACUGGAUGUCAAGAGUCACAAAAACAAAUGACUAGAAAUAUUUCACUAUGGUCACAAUUGUCCCCUUAGGUCCCCACUCGGAAAUGAUUCCUCGAUAUGCCUUGUUAAGGUCUACUAGAUGCCAUUUUGAAUGGUACAUGUGUUAUUAAAUGCAAAGCAUUUCUUUGCGUACUGCAAGCACUUUGAAUGUCUAUCUACGUAGCUAGCUAUCUAGCCACCUACGUCUGGGUUCUCUCGUGAUCACGCCAUUAGCUUGUGGUAUACAAAAAUUAGUAUGGGAGGGUAAAAUGGUUUCACAAAUAUGACUCGCUAGUCAUGACAUGAAUAAUGUCGCAAUGCCGUCGCGUAUGUAGUCUUACCCUUUUUGCCAGACGUGUGGCGCACAUCCGCGGGCGGGUAUGUGCCACAGGUAAUUGACAGUUCAUAUCUACUCAGGAAUGCGGAAAACAGACGUGGGUAAUUUUAACACGUGGGCGUUAAUAAAAAGUCAACAUUGGCAGCAUUGACCCAAUAAAUGCAAAUAAUAAAUAUCAGGGUCCCAGCUGGAAUCGAACCCCAGCAUUCUGCAUGGCCAUCUGAUAUUCUACCACAAAAUCUCGCCAGGUUUCUGAACUAUUCAAAUAGACCCUAAUGUUCAUGAAAUGUCAAUUCUGAUUGCAUGUGCUGCCCAUAUAAUUUUAUUUACAUUACAUAUGUACUCCUAUGAUACAGCUGUCACUUUGAGUUGAUGUCAGUUGUAGUUGGGUGCCAUCCGCUGAAGUUUAUAUACCCGUGUAGUAGUGUCCGGGGCUACCAUACUCGCAAACACCAGCGCCUCAUAUCGGCUUACCACUGCUGGUGUCGCUAAUAUCCAUGAUGCUGUUGGCAUUGAUGCAACUGCAAACUGGUUGUAUAAAACAUGUGUGGCUGUUCACUGUAUGUCAGUGCAUGCAUUUGUACAUAUCUUUAGUGCCACUUCGUAACGUUUCUAUCAAUAAAAAAAUUACAACACAG